Rotaria sp. Silwood1 is the source of this 888-nucleotide messenger RNA. Lineage: Eukaryota; Metazoa; Rotifera; Eurotatoria; Philodinida; Philodinidae. The record is from the annotation of a GenBank genome assembly.
AUGAGUCACGAUCGAAACACGUACAAUCCAUCUUAUCCACCAUACGAAGGUUACCAAGCUUAUCCAGCUCAACAACCCUCUGGAUAUAUGUCGUAUCCACCUCCACCCGGUGGUGGCUAUGGUCAAAAUGAAAUGCCAAAUCAACCACCUCCUGUGUUGCCACGUCCAUGGUUUUUCAAAGAUGAUGAACAAGGCGGAGGUCAAUGGGGAGACUUUACUGGUCUUGAAAACAAAGAAAUUCGUCGUGUAUUUAUUCGAAAGGUUUAUACAAUUCUUAUGAUUCAAUUAACAAUUACGUUUGGUCUUAUUGCAUUAUUUCAUUUUAUACCAUCGAUUCGUGAUUACGUGCGAAGUCCGCAUGGUCAAUGGCUUUAUUGGACGUCAUAUGUUGUUUUCUUGGUUAUUUAUUUUGUAUUGAUUUGUUCACAACGUGCAGCACGAAGAUUUCCACUUAAUCUUAUAUUACUCGGCGUUUUGACAUUAUCAAUGGGCUAUAUGAUGGGCAUGAUUUCAGCUUAUUAUAAAGUCGAAUCAGUAUUAAUUGCUGUUGGUAUAACAGCAUUUGUUUGUUUGGGUAUUACAUUAUUUUCCUUUCAAACAAAAUAUGAUUUUACAUCAUGUUUCGGAGUUUUAUUUGUUAUCUCAUUGGCACUUUUAGCUUUUGGAAUUGUUUGUAUUUUUACUUAUUCAAGAAUAAUGUAUACAAUUUAUGCUGGUCUUGGAGCUCUGGCUUUUUCAAUCUUCUUGGCUGUUGAUACACAAUUAAUUAUGGGUGGAAAACGACAUGAAAUUAGUGCUGAAGAUCAUGUCUUUGCAUCAUUGAUGCUUUAUAUUGAUGUAGUUUAUAUAUUUUUAUAUAUUCUUAGUUUGUUGGGCAAUCGAGAAUAA